CGAUUAUCAUAUUACAGCCUACUAAUUUUACAGCUGUCAAACCAUCGACAAAAUGCACCAAAAUCUAUUGUUUAUAUUUUUGGUUUGCGCCGCACAGGCACAGGCGGAACUAUCCGGACUUUUGAGUGCCCUCCACUAUUUUGGACUCUACUCAAAUGGAACAUCGGAUUCUCUGGGAGUUUCUCGAGGCCAAUGCCAAUACAGUUUCGAGACAUUUGCGCUUCUGGAGGAUCGUCGGACCUGUGCUCCAGAUGACGAGCACAUUUUGCAUUUGACACAGCUUCCUCCGGUACGGAAACCACCUAUUCUGAUCAAGUGCCUACAGCAGGAUCCUCCAGAGAAUGAAACAGCACCCGAGCCGGGACUUCUGAUAAUGCGUAGCGCCAAAGAUAUCGUCGGUCUCUUAAAGCCUGUAGGGAAUGCCACCAAGCGCCACGAACCGGGGAGUUGUGUGGUGGUCCACUUUUGCACCGCUUCCAGCUUGGAGUGCGCCCGUGUGGCCCCGGUGAUGAACCUGCUGCCGCAUCUAUUUCCCACACUGCCUAUCGCCUAUGUAGAUGCCUACGAGUUUGGACGCUUCAAUGCCGAGUUCGGUAUCGUUUCUCUGCCCACUCUGAUGAUAUUCCACCAGGGUAGGCCCCUCAUCAAAUACGAUCCGUCGUGGUCAGACUCUGAGAAACGCAGCUUUGCGCGGUUUAUCAUGAGGCAUACCAAUGUGAAGACCGUGGAUCCGCAAGCGAUUCAUCCGGACAUCCUUAAUCGGACAAAAAGAGAACCAUUAUCCAAUGUACCCAUUGUGCAAACGGAUUACUAUUUGGGCUUGUCCUGGGCCUUCAUCUUAGCUUGCUUGGCUAAUUACAUGCGGCAAACAAUAUUUUGGAAGCAGUUGGUUGAGAUGGUGCAACGAAACUGGCGGGAAUCUGAGGAGACGCAGAUGGAGAUGGUGGACUAGUCAGAUAUUUAGUUUAAUCCCCGUUAAGUUGUUUAAGUAGAACGCAUUGGAUUCACUAAUAUAAUGUAAUUACCGUUUAAUUAAAUUCACAUCAACAUUUACUUAA
Molecule: messenger RNA, 1058 nt
Organism: Drosophila eugracilis
Lineage: Eukaryota; Metazoa; Arthropoda; Insecta; Diptera; Drosophilidae
Gene: bug
Product: thioredoxin domain-containing protein 15
Exons: 2
Coding region: 53-952 (299 amino acids)
Biological process (GO): cilium assembly
Cellular component (GO): cilium
Source: RefSeq, a predicted model, not a curated record